This is a messenger RNA of Emys orbicularis (European pond turtle), 6429 nucleotides long. RefSeq names its product dedicator of cytokinesis 4 (gene DOCK4). The record is from RefSeq and is a predicted model, not a curated record. NCBI's taxonomy places the organism in Eukaryota, Metazoa, Chordata, Testudines, Emydidae. The coding region runs from base 1 to 6429 and encodes 2142 amino acids. Gene Ontology annotation, molecular function: GTPase activator activity; guanyl-nucleotide exchange factor activity; small GTPase binding. The transcript is spliced from 54 exons. Gene Ontology annotation, cellular component: cytoplasm; plasma membrane. Gene Ontology annotation, biological process: cell chemotaxis; small GTPase-mediated signal transduction.
AUGGUCCUGGGGGAUCCCGAGCAUGCCCGCCUCCUAGACCAGGAGGUGGAUCGGCUACUCAGCCUCGGGGCGGUGGAAUGCGUCCCGACACAGUUCCAAGGCAAGGGGUUUUACUCCCAUAACUUCCUGAUCCCCAAGGCGAAAGGUGUUCUCAGACCCAUCCUGGACCUGCGCAACCUGAACAGGUUCCUAACUUGUUCCAAGUUCUGCAUGGUGUCCCUGGCUUCUAUUAUCCCCUGCCUAGACCCGGGUGGACUGGUACGCUGCCCUGGAUCUCCAGUACGCUUAUUUCCACGUCCACAUUUUCGAGGGGCACAGACGCUUCCUCAGAUUCGUGGUGGGGACGGGGCACUACCAGUUUACGGUCUUCCUCUUUGGCCUGUACACAGCCCCCAAGUGAUAGCCAGUUUUCGAGGAACAGUCCCACAUGGCUUAUCAUUGGAGAUUGGAGACACAGUUCAAAUACUAGAGAAAUGUGAUGGCUGGUACAGAGGAUUUGCCUUAAAAAACCCAAAUAUCAAGGGUAUAUUUCCAUCCAACUAUAUCCACUUGAAAAAUGCAUAUGUUAAGAACAAAGGGCAGUUUGAAAUGGUUAUUCCAACAGAAGACUCCGUUAUCACAGAGAUGACAUCAACUUUAAGAGACUGGGGGACCAUGUGGAAACAACUUUAUGUGAGAAAUGAAGGGGAUCUUUUUCAUCGACUAUGGCACAUAAUGAAUGAAAUCCUGGACCUGAGAAGGCAGGUGCUUGUUGGCCAUCUCACCCAUGACCGGAUGAAGGAUGUAAAACGGCAUAUCACUGCUCGCCUGGAUUGGGGCAAUGAGCAACUGGGGCUAGACUUGGUUCCAAGAAAAGAAUAUGGUAUGGUGGAUCCUGACGAGAUCAGUAUUACAGAACUCUAUAGGCUGAUGGAGCAUCGUCAUCGAAAGAAAGACACUCCUAUCCCAGCAAGCAGCCACCAUCUUUUUGUGCAGAUGAAGAGUCUGAUGUGCUCCAAUCUGGGAGAGGAACUGGAAGUCAUCUUCUCACUGUUCGAUAGUAAAGAGAAUCGACCAAUCAGCGAGAGGUUUUUUUUAAGACUGAAUAGGAAUGGUUUGCCAAAAUGUCCAGAGAAGCCAGAAAGACAUUGUUCUCUCUUUGUGGAUUUGAGUAGCAGUGAACUCAGGAAGGACAUCUACAUCACUGUGCACAUUAUCCGCAUAGGCCGAAUGGGAGCUGGAGAAAAGAAAAAUGCUUGCAACGUACAGUACCGACGGCCCUUUGGCUGUGCAGUCCUCAGCAUUGCAGAUCUACUGGCAGGAGACUCAAAGGAUGACCUUAUCUUAAAAGUAUACAUGUGCAACACCGAGAGUGAUUGGUAUCAGAUCCAUGAAAACAUCAUCAAAAAGCUAAAUGUUCGUUACAACUUGACAGGUUCCAAUGCUGGUCUGGCAGUUUCUCUUCAACUGUUUCAUGGAGACAUUGAACAAAUUAGGAGAGAUUACACAUCCAUGUUUACUCAUGGGGUAUCAAUAACAAGGAAGCUGGGUUUUUCCAAUAUUAUCAUGCCUGGCGAAAUGAGGAAUGAUUUAUACAUCACUAUAGAAAGAGGAGAAUUUGAAAAAGGAGGAAAAAGUGUGGCCAGAAACGUGGAAGUGAUGAUGCACAUUGUGGACAGUGGUGGCCAAGUUUUAAAGGAUUUUAUCUCCUUUGGCUCUGGAGAGCCGCCAGCUAGCAAGUUCCAUUCCUUUGUGCUUUAUCACAACAACAGUCCCAGAUGGGCUGAGCUGCUGAAACUUCCUAUUCCUGUGGAUAAAUUCAGGGGAGCACACAUCCGCUUUGAAUUUCGGCAUUGUUCUACAAAAGAAAAGGGCGAGAAGAAGUUGUUUGGCUUUUCUUUCGUGCCCCUGAUGCAGGAAAAUGGGAGGACAUUGCCAGAUGGCACUCAUGAACUCAUUGUGCACAAGUGUGAAGAAAACACAAACCUUCAGGAUUCUAGUCGCUACCUCAAACUCCCCUUUUCAAAGGGAAUUCUCCUAGGGAAUAACCACCAAGCAAUAAAAACCACUAAAGAGUCUUUCUGGAUUACGUCUUUUCUCUGCUCCACUAAACUCACGCAAAAUGGGGAUAUGCUUGAUCUUCUUAAGUGGAGAGCCCACCCGGACAAAAUUGCAGGCUGCCUCACAAAACUAAAAGAAAUCGAUGGUUCAGAAAUAGUAAAGUUUCUUCAGGACACACUGGAUACUUUAUUUGGCAUUUUAGAUGAAAAUUCCCAAAAAUAUGGGUCAAAAGUAUUUGAUUCUUUGGUUCACAUAAUAAAUUUGCUGCAGGACAGCAAGUUUCAUCAUUUUAAGCCAGUAAUGGACACUUACAUUGAAAGUCAUUUUGCAGGUGCACUUGCAUACAGAGAUCUUAUAAAAGUACUUAAGUGGCAUGUUGAUCGAGUAACAGACAUGGAGAUACAAGAGCAUAUCCAUGAAGUGUUAAAGGCACAAGAAUAUAUCUUUAAAUAUAUAGUUCAGUCUCGGAGGUUGUUCUCGCUUGCCACUGGUGGACAAAAUGAGGAGGAAUUCCGCUGCUGUAUUCAAGAGUUGCUUAUGUCAAUACGAUUUUUCCUUUCCCAAGAGAGCAAAGGGGCUAGCGCUUUAUCUCAAUCACAAGCUGUGUUUCUCUGCUCCUUCCCAGCUGUAUACUCUGAGCUGCUGAAGCUCUUCGAUGUGCGAGAGGUGGCAAACUUGGUGCAUGAUACUCUAGGCAGCUUGCCAACCAUCAUGCAUGUGGAUGAAUCCCUUCAAGCUGUUAAACUGCAGUGCAUUGGUAAAACAGUGGAAAGUCAACUAUACACUAAUCCAGAUUCCAGAUAUAUUCUUCUUCCAGUAGUUUUACAUCACCUCCACAUGCAUUUACAAGAGCAGAAGGAUCUUACAAUGUGUGCACGUAUCCUUAGCAACAUAUUUUGUUUCAUAAAGAAAAAUAGCUCAGAAAAAUCCGUCUUGGAAGAAAUAGAUGUGAUUGUGAACAGCCUGCUAGAUAUACUGUUGAGAACCAUAUUAGAGAUCACAAGCAGACCUCAGCCAUCAGGGUCUGCGAUGCGCCUGCAGUUUCAAGACGUGACUGGGGAAUUUGUUUCCUGUCUCUUGUCACUAUUACGACAAAUGACAGACCGACAUUACCAGCAACUUCUUGAUAGAUUCAACACAAAGGAUGAGCUGAGAGAUUUCCUGCUGCAAAUUUUUACUGUGUUUCGAAUACUCAUACGACCUGAGAUGUUUCCAAAAGACUGGACUGUGAUGCGUUUGGUUGCUAACAAUGUUAUUAUUACAACAGUCCUGUAUCUUUCGGAUGCCCUUCGUAAGAACUUCCUAAAUGAAAACUUUGAUUAUAAGAUCUGGGAUUCCUACUUUUACCUUGCUGUCAUUUUUAUAAACCAAUUGUGUCUGCAACUGGAGAUGUUCACACCUUCCAAGAAGAAAAAGGUGUUGGAAAAAUAUGGUGACAUGCGGGUAACGAUGGGAUGUGAAAUCUUCAGCAUGUGGCAAAAUUUAGGGGAACAUAAACUUCACUUCAUCCCAGCUCUCAUUGGCCCCUUCUUAGAAGUGACACUGAUACCUCAGCCUGACCUGCGGAAUGUAAUGAUUCCCAUUUUCCAUGACAUGAUGGAUUGGGAACAAAGGCGCAGUGGCAACUUCAAACAGGUGGAGGCAAAACUGAUUGACAAAUUGGAUAGCUUGAUGUCCGAAGGCAAAGGUGACGAAACGUACCGAGAGCUCUUCAACAGCAUAAUUCCACUCUUUGGUCCCUAUCCUAGCCUCCUGAAGAAAAUUGAGCGGGAAACGUGGAGAGAAAGUGGUGUUUCAUUAAUCGCCACUGUAACUCGACUAAUGGAAAGGUUACUGGACUACAGGGACUGCAUGAAAAUAGGAGAAGUGGAUGGUAAAAAGAUUGGCUGCACUGUUAGCCUGUUGAACUUUUAUAAGACCGAACUGAAUAAGGAGGAGAUGUAUAUUCGCUAUAUCCAUAAGCUAUACGACCUGCAUCUGAAGGCACAAAACUUUACAGAGGCUGCCUACACACUAUUGCUGUACGAUGAGCUAUUAGAAUGGUCUGACCGGCCAUUGAGAGAAUUUCUAAACUAUCCCAUGCAAACAGAGUGGCAGCGCAAAGAGUAUCUUCACCUUACAAUCAUCCAGAACUUUGACCGGGGAAAGUGUUGGGAGAAUGGCAUCAUCUUAUGCAGGAAGAUUGCAGAGCAGUACGAGAGCUAUUAUGACUACAGAAAUCUCAGCAAGAUGAGGAUGAUGGAAGCUUCUUUGUAUGAUAAAAUCAUGGAUCAACAACGUUUGGAGCCAGAGUUUUUCAGAGUUGGAUUUUAUGGGAAAAAGUUUCCAUUUUUCUUGAGAAAUAAGGAGUUUGUUUGCCGAGGACAUGACUAUGAGAGAUUGGAGGCUUUCCAGCAGCGAAUGUUGAAUGAGUUCCCACAUGCCAUUGCUAUGCAACAUGCCAAUCAGCCAGAUGAGACGAUCUUUCAGGCAGAAGCACAGUAUCUGCAGAUCUAUGCAGUGGCACCAAUUCCUGAAAGCCAGGAGGUCCUGCAGAGAGAGGGCAUCCCAGAUAACAUCAAGAGUUUUUAUAAAGUGAAUCACAUCUGGAGAUUCCGAUAUGACAGGCCAUUCCACAAAGGGACCAAAGACAAGGAGAAUGAAUUCAAGAGUCUGUGGGUGGAAAGAACAACAUUGAUCUUAGUGCAGAGUUUGCCUGGGAUAUCCCGCUGGUUCGAAGUGGAAAAACGUGAAGUAGUGGAAAUGAGUCCCCUCGAGAAUGCUAUUGAAGUGCUGGAAAAUAAGAACCAGCAGCUGAGAACUCUGAUUAGUCAGUGUCAGACCCGACAGAUGCAGAAUAUAAACCCACUCACAAUGUGUCUGAAUGGGGUCAUAGAUGCAGCAGUUAAUGGUGGAGUUGCUCGGUACCAAGAGGCAUUCUUUGUGAAGGAAUAUAUCUUGAACCACCCAGAGGAUGGGGAGAAGAUCACACGCUUGAGAGAGCUGAUGCUUGAGCAGGCCCAGAUUCUAGAAUUCGGAUUAGCUGUACAUGAGAAGUUUGUGCCUCAGGAUAUGAGACCUUUACACAAAAAGCUAGUAGAUCAGUUCUUUGUGAUGAAGUCAAGUUUGGGAAUACAGGAAUUCUCUGCAUGUGUGCAAGCUAGUCCUGUUCACUUCCCUAAUGGAAGCCCUCGUGUAUGUAGAAAUUCAGCGCCUGCUUCUAUGAGCCCAGAUGGUGCCAGGGUAAUUCCUAGACGCAGUCCAUUAAGUUACCCAGCCGUAAACAGAUAUUCAUCCUCGUCAUUGUCAUCACAAGCCUCUGCUGAAGUCAGCAAUAUCACUGGGCAAUCAGAAAGCUCCGACGAAGUUUUCAACAUGCAGCCAAGUCCAUCUACCUCAAGCUUGAGUUCUACUCAUUCCGCUUCACCUAAUGUGACCAGCUCUGCUCCAUCCAGUGCCAGAGCUUCUCCUUUGUUGUCUGACAAACAUAAGCAUUCCAGAGAAAAUUCUUGCCUGUCCCCAAGAGAAAGGCCAUGCAGUGCCAUUUACCCGAUUCCUGCAGAACCUUCACAGCCUGUAAACUCUUGCUUUGCCAAGUGGAAUGCGGCCUCCAUUCCCCGUUGUACCAGAGAUUCACCAAGAGAGCGUGAGGAGCCGCUAGGCCCAAUCUCCACUCUCCCAGAGGCUCACCUGACAGGAAAAUCUCCCAAUCUAUCUCUACCCUCAGUGUCCCCAGACAGGAGAAUGCUGUUUAAUCAUAUCGGAGAUGGUGCUUUGCCCCGAAGUGAUCCUUACCUGUCUGGCCCUGAGAAAGCUGUAAACACCACCCCCAGCAGUUGGAGUCUGGACAGUGGAAAAGAAGCCAGGAACAUGUCAGAAAGUGGAAAGCUUAUGUCUCCCCCUGUGCCACCAAGACCCACACAAACUGCUUCACCGGCAAGGCAUGUAGCUUCAGUUUCCCCUUCUCCUGCUGGCAGAUCUCCAAUGAAGGGAUCCAUGCAAUCAUUUACCCCAUCUCCAGUGGAAUGUCAUUCCUCGGGCCUCAUAUCCAACUCCCCAGUCUUGUCAGGAAGUUACAGCAGUGGAAUCUCUUCACUUAGCCGAUGUAGCACAUCAGAAACUUCUGGCUUUGAAAGUCAAGGGAUUGAACAAACUAUUCCAAAUUACAGUGUUUCUGAGGAGCCGAUGAGAAAAGAAAGUAAAACUCCGCCACCUUACAGCGUUUAUGAACGAACUUUGAGACGGCCUGUUCCGCUACCUCACAGCCUCUCCAUCCCUGUCACUUCAGAUCCACCAGCACUGCCACCCAAACCCCUGCUGGCGCGGCCAAACAAUCUGGAAAACAGUAGCCGGAGGACUGAACAGGUUCCUCGGCCCAGGCCUCUUCCUCGGAAAGUGUCUCAGUUAUAA